GUUAGCAAGAUAGAUUUUUAUUUUUAUCUACAUUUUCUGAUUCAAAUAUAAGGUUUUUGAGAAAUUGGAAGAAAGUAUUAAAGCAUUGACGGUACAAGGUAUUUUAGUUUUACUUAAAAAUUUGCACAUAGCAUCUGUGAUACGGUUUGAGAAUUCCUAACAGACUUGGUUUAUCUUGUGUGGCUUUUGCAAGAGAGUGUUUUUGCUGUGCUUAGUGGUUUGCACAUUACUCAGUUUGUGUGUGAGUGGUGUGUGCUUUGCACAGUAAUACAGUUUGGACCUUGAGGAUGGCGUUCCCACGUAUGCUGAAAUGCUCAGGGAGAUAGAGCGGGUGGCUCUUGCGUUGUUUUCUGAUACGGAGCGUCACCGUAGCUCGGCAGAGCAGUCUUUGCUCUGAAGUUGAACUGUGCUCACGCUCCAGCGUUCAGACAGCAGAAAUGCGUUAAGCUCCUGGUGAUGAAACCUGUUGGAUCUCUAGUGGAAGCAGCUGGAGCCUUCGGCUUGUUACCUAGCAAUGAUCCAAGUCUUGCAGCUUGUAAAGGAGCUGGUGACACCGUCCAGGCAGAAGGCAGCCACGGCGAAGGAAGAUUCGGACCAGGAUGUAGCGCUCAAACUCGCUCAGGAACGAGCUGAAAUAGUUGCUAAAUAUGACAGAGGACGGGAAGGUGCAGAGAUCGAGCCCUGGGAAGAUGCUGAUUAUCUUGUUUACAAAGUCACCGAUAGAUUUGGCUUUUUACAUGAGGAGGAGCUCCCGUAUCCUAACGCAGCCGCGGACCGGCAAAAGCAACUGGAAAUCGAAAGGACUUCCAAGUGGCUGAAAAUGCUGAAAAGAUGGGAGAGAUACAAGAACACCGAGAAGUUCCAUCGACGAAUUUACAAAGGAAUUCCACUCCAGCUCCGAGGUGAAGUCUGGGCCCUUCUUCUUGAGAUCCCUAAAAUGAAAGAAGAAACAAGAGACCUCUAUAGUAAAUUAAAGCACAGAGCACGGGGUUGUUCGCCUGAUAUCAGACAAAUAGACCUUGACGUGAACCGCACAUUCAGGGACCAUAUCAUGUUUAGAGACAGAUACGGUGUCAAGCAGCAAUCCUUGUUCCACGUUCUUGCUGCCUACUCCAUCUACAAUACGGAGGUCGGGUACUGUCAAGGGAUGAGUCAGAUCACAGCUCUGCUCCUGAUGUACAUGAAUGAGGAGGACGCCUUCUGGGCCCUGGUCAAGCUCUUCUCAGGCCCCAAGCACGCCAUGCAUGGUUUUUUUGUCCACGGUUUCCCUAAACUCUUGAGAUUUCAAGAACAUCAUGAGAAAAUUCUGAGCAAAUUUUUGUCCAAACUAAAGCAGCACUUGGAUUCUCAAGAAAUCUACACAAGUUUUUACACAAUGAAGUGGUUUUUCCAGUGUUUCCUUGACCGAACUCCCUUCAGGCUGAACCUCAGGAUCUGGGACAUCUACAUCUUUGAGGGAGAGCGAAUUCUCACUGCUAUGUCUUAUACAAUCUUGAAGCUACACAAAAAGCAUCUAAUGAAGUUGUCUAUGGAAGAACUUGUAGAAUUUCUUCAGGAGACUCUUGCCAAGGACUUUUUCUUCGAGGAUGAUUUCGUAAUAGAGCAACUGCAGGUCUCUAUGACAGAGUUAAAGCGGGCCAAGUUAGAUCUCCCAGAACCUGGUAAGGAGGAUGAAUACCCAAGGAAACCCCUGGGGCAGCUCCCACCUGAGUAUACCAAUCACUUGAGCAAUGGACAAAGAAGUGUUGGCAGGCCCAGCCCCAAAAUAAGCAGCAGGAGAGAAGAUGGGUCGCCUCACAAGGCACAUGAGCACUCUCCUGCCCAUCACAGCAGAAAUGGCACCCCAGAAAGAGUCGGGCAGUCAAGACGCAAGUCUGUGGAUGAGGGUAGUAAAAAUCUGAAGCAGGAGGCAGAUUUUCAGAGAAAACCUUCAUCGGGCAUACAGGACAACUCCAAGCACUAUAACCAUGCAACUGCUAACCAAAAUAGCAAUGCACUUUCCAACAUCAGGAAGGAGUUCGUGCCCAAAUGGAGGAAGCCAUCGGAGGCCUCAGCUAUCGAAAGAACUGCUAAAUACGCCAUUGAAGGCAGAAGUCACUCAGUGUUUCCCGCUCUCUCUGUCGCAGUCCCAAGUUCUGCUGAGACCCGAUUGUCAAACUCAAGGCAAAAGAUGAAGGCUUUUGAUGGUGGUGAGGGGAACCGGGGUUCCAAUGCUUCCCAGUAUGACAACGUGCCUGGGAGUGAGAGCGAGCCUGGAGCGUCUGCAGAGGAGGGACCAGAGCGGACUCACCCUCACAGUCCAAGGAAGCACUCUGAGCCAAGUCCCAGUCCAUCAAAAGUACCCAACAAGUUUACCUUUAAAGUGCAGCCUCCCAGCCAUGUACGAUACCCAUCCCAGCCAGCAGGGGAGGAUCACAGAGCUGCAUAUCCACCCUCCUACAGCAACCCGCCUGUCUACCAUGGAAAUUCUCCAAAACACAUCCCUACUGCCCACAGUGGCUUUGCGUCCACACAGAUCAGCCCGGGGCCUCAAAUGAACCCUUCCAGGAGACCUUACGGUUCCUCUCUUUCAGGUGACACUUCUCCAGAGAAGUCCUACGGCCGCCCAACUCCUGUUCUUCCCUCUAGUCGAAUUGAAGUCCUUCCCAUAGACAUUGGUGCCCGGGGAUACGGCAGUUCAGGGUCACCAAAGAGCGGAAAGUUCAUCCUUCCCCCAGUGGACUAUUUGCCUGAGAACAGAAAAUGGUCAGAAUUUAGUUACACAUACAGACCUGAGGUGCAUGGUCAGUCAUGGACUCAGGAUGCUACCCGUAGCCACUUAAGCAAUUUACCAAAAUACGCAGCCUUUCCGCACAUACCUCUUCAGGACCACGGCCUUCCAGAAGUGUCUGUAGACAGUCCAGUGAGGUAUAAGACUUCACCAGCUGUGGAAGAGGCCAGUCCUCCUGGGUAUCCAUACGCAGGGCCCACACCUUCAUCACAUCACUACAGAAAUCGAGAGGGCCUGUCUGUUCAGGAAUCAGUGUUGCUGUGAGAAUUUUCUGUAUUCACUGACAACAGGGGAAUAGAAACCAUAUGAUGCCCGUGUUUAUAAUUGCCAAAGCAGUAUUGUUUAUAUUGUAAACAACUUGUGCAGCUCAGUGUGUGUCAGUAAGGAGAGUGUGGGGUGCGUCCCCCCGUGUAGAGGCCACUGAAGAAGAGCGAUUCGUUUGCGUCCUGGCUGAACGUCUGAGAGUGACCUGGAAACACAGCCAGGUUCUCUCUGCUCUUCCCUUUGUGUUCCCCCUCACACCCGGUCUGUUCUGACUACUGUCAGAGAGCACUGAGACACUGUAGAACACAUCCUCCGAGGGCUGUCCCUCGACUCUGACUAGAUGAGGCAAACAACUGUGCACAUAGAUUUUGUUUUUUAAAAAACCACCUUUAAAUCUAGAUCCAUGGAAUAACAGUGGUUUUUUUUUUUUUUUUUACCCCUUAUCUUUUGGCCCACCCCACCUGGACAUAUUUUAACCUAUGUUCUAAACUAAAACUAACUAAAGUUUGUCCGACUUUAUGAAUCCAGCGCCUUUCAGAAUGUCAUUCUCCUUCAGGUGCUGCCAUUUUCUCAGCUCCUGAAAGUUAAAGGCUGUGGAGAAAGGCUCACCACUCGAUGGUGCCUAAAGUGGUUCAGUUAGCCAGAGUGAGCGGCUGCACAGCGUUCACUGUGUCCCCUAAACUCCAAGUGUCUCGGUGCUGCCGGGCCCUGGCCUCUGGACUGGCUGCAGAGGGACCUGGAAGUCAGACCUUGCAGUGCCGUAGGCGGUGGGUGGUUCCUUCUCACAGUAAAGCAAGGCUGCAUCUCCCUCACAGGGCACGGUCCGCACCGGCUGGCUUUGUCACCCAGGCUCCACAGAGUGUAGUAGGUGGAUGGAUGCUGCAGCACUCACUGGGCCAUUACAUCACCCUGGUCAAAACUGUGAAAUGCCCUAAUGACGGAUAAGAAUCUAGAGUUUUGAUCUUUGUAAAAAAGAAAAAAAAGUAGUUUGUUUCAUAGUUUUGGAAAUUUCUUUCAAUGAAAAAUAAUCGAAGUUCAUGUUUUUAAAAAGGCAAUGAUUCCUUUAUGCUGUCACACACUACUGUCACCAAGACACUGACAAAGAGCGGGUUCUCCAAGAACCAUGGCUGUGUCUCCGUAGAUGCUCGCCCACCAUUACCCUCUUGUACUGAAUAUCAGAAACUAGGAAGUCCAACAGUGACGCUCCCCCGCCCCACAGCAGGACUUAGGCCUUUGAGGUACAAGAAUAUGUCUUCAUGAAAGUAACAUUGUUUAUCUAUCAAACGUGACAAUAUUUUGAUGUAUAUAGUGAUUCUAAUGUAAUUUAAUUAACGGAAUGAUGUUUUUAAGUGUGGAAGCAAAUGCAGUAUAUUAAAAGUGGACACCACACCGACACCCCCAACUCCUGACCAAAUAACCAGGCUCUUGAUUUAGAUCAUGUGGAAGGUGAGAAAUAAAUGUAUGUAGACGUGUAGUUGAGGAUCUUACGGUUCUUAGAGUACGACUCUGCAACUCGUAAGGAGCAAGCUGUACAAUGUAGUUCAUGAGGGCAGCAUCUGUGCCUCUUCAGAAAGUACAUAUCUAGUGGUAAAUAAUGUAGAUUAUAUAUAUAUAUAUAUAUGCAGUAUAUAAGGACACACUAUUUUCUUAUGUCAUCUAUGGCCUUUUUUUAUCUGUGUACUUUUUGAUGUGAUUGUUUUUAACACGCUAAGAGUAAUCCGUGUACUUUGUUCUGCGUCUUCUGUGCAGCUUCCCCGUGGCAGGUGCUGCACCCCGGGGCUGGCCGGGCCCGCAGAUGCGCCACCAGCAGAUCUUACACACGCUCAGCUCUCUGCUCGCAUUCCAGUGAGACCGUGUUUAGAACCACAGCGCCUUUCCUUGGCUUAAGCGUUUCUAAUGGCAGCAAAGUCUUCCCCUCCAUAAGAUGUACCUCUGUUGGCUUUCAGUAGGAGAUUUUAAUUUAAAAUUAUUUUGCCACUAUACAAUUUUAUUUUAAAUUUAUUUUUAAAUAAAAGAAAUGAUAAGAGAAA
Messenger RNA from Rattus rattus (black rat), 5064 nucleotides. It is a transcript of the gene Usp6nl, whose product is annotated as USP6 N-terminal like. The transcript is spliced from 14 exons. The record is from RefSeq and is a predicted model, not a curated record. Lineage: Eukaryota; Metazoa; Chordata; Mammalia; Rodentia; Muridae. Bases 515 to 3034 code for a protein of 839 amino acids.